CACCGGCAGCCCGUCAAUCAACAUUCAACAGCCUUUCCUUUCCCCCCAUCAUUUCUCCCUCCCGCGCUUGCUUCAGAUCUCCUCUUCCACCCGAAGCCACCGCCAGCGCCAGCUCCGCCCGACAAGAUACUCUAACCCGCGCCAUUGCACGCAUAUAUAAACCCUAUCACCAUCGCUCCCGCGCCUCGCCUCGUCUCCGCGCCCGCCUCUGUUACGCUAUGAUCUGAUUCCAGGCGGUGGCUUCGGUGAGGCUGCUCCGUGUUGGGGGUGUCGGGAUCUCGGCCGGGCGGAAUGGAGGUCUUCGGCCCCGUCACGCCCGGACAGGUGUCUUUUUUGCUUGGUCUAUUCCCUGUCCUCAUUGUAUGGAUCUAUUCUGAAAUCCUGGAGUACAAAAAAUCUUUAUCUCACAGGAAAGUUCAUUCGGAUGCUAAUUUGGAUAACGAAACCAUCAAGGAAGAUGACAAGGUGGUAUUACUUGAAGGAGGCCAGUCAAAAUCACCAUCUACAAAGUUCCGGAACAUGUCUACCAAAGCAAACUUAAUACGGUUUAUAACAAUGGACGAGUCUUUUCUGCUUGAAAACCGUGCUGUAUUGAGAGCCAUGGCUGAAGUUGGCAUUGUUCUGGUUUAUUAUUACAUUUGUGACCGGACAAACAUAUUUUCAGAAAACAAGAAGAGCUACAACCGCGAUCUGUUUCUGUUUCUGUAUAUUCUUCUCAUUAUAGCAUCAGCACUUACUUCCCUUAAGAAGCACCAUGAAAAAUCAGCAUUUUCAGGAAAGUCCAUACUCUAUCUUAAUCGCCACCAAACUGAGGAAUGGAAAGGGUGGAUGCAGGUCUUAUUUCUGAUGUACCACUAUUUUGCUGCCUCAGAAAUAUACAAUGCAAUUCGUGUGUUCAUUGCUUGCUAUGUGUGGAUGACUGGAUUUGGGAAUUUCUCAUAUUACUAUAUCAAGAAAGAUUUUAGUAUUGCAAGAUUUGCUCAGAUGAUGUGGAGGUUAAAUUUCUUUGUUGCGUUCUGUUGCAUUGUCCUUGACAAUGAUCUCAUGCUGUAUUAUAUCUGCCCAAUGCACACCCUAUUUACUCUUAUGGUGUACGGAUCACUUGGUCUGUUUAACAAAUACAACGAGAUACCAUCGAUCAUGGCUAUCAAAAUUGCUUGCUGCUUCUUGUCUGUAAUUUUGAUAUGGGAAAUUCCUGGGGUAUUUGAAAUAUUGUGGGCCCCCUUUACAUUUCUGCUAGGCUAUAAAGAUCCAGAGCCUUCUAAGGCAAACUUACCCCUGUUACAUGAGUGGCAUUUUCGAUCUGGCCUUGAUCGAUACAUAUGGAUUGUUGGAAUGAUUUAUGCUUACUUCCACCCUACUGUUGAAAGAUGGAUGGAGAAGCUGGAAGAAUCUGAGACUAAGGUUAGAUUAUCAAUCAAGGGAACCAUUGUGACUAUUUCGUUGAUGGCUGGCUAUCUGUGGUAUGAAUAUAUCUACAAGCUAGAUAAAAUUACAUACAACAAGUACCAUCCCUACACGUCAUGGAUCCCUAUAACUGUUUAUAUCUGCCUACGCAAUUGCACCCAGCAGUUGAGGAGUGCUUCUUUGGCUCUUUUCGCAUGGCUUGGCAAGAUUACACUGGAGACUUAUAUUUCUCAGAUCCACAUUUGGCUCAGGUCUAGUAUGCCAAAUGGACAGCCAAAAUGGCUUCUUUCUUUCAUACCAGAUUAUCCUAUGCUUAACUUCAUGCUUACUACAGCGAUCUAUCUUCUUCUGUCAUACCGGGUGUUUGAGCUCACAAACGUACUGAAGGGAGCUUUUAUUCCCAGUAGGGAUAGUAAUCGUCUAUAUCAAAAUUUUAUUGCUGGGAUCGCCAUCUCAGUCUGUGUCUAUUGCUGCUCACUCAUUCUUCUGAAAAUUCCUAUUGUAUAGGGAUGAAGAAAUUCCAAGUAAGUGAUCUCGACAGAAGGUUGCUUCUGCAAAAUUUAUGCUCAAUAAGAUGUACCGGUCUGGCCUCAACUCCCUUUUACAGUUGGAGAUAGUUGGACUGCCUGAAGGAGCUGCUUAUAUGUACAUGUUGGAUAUUGAAUUACCAGAGGGUGCAGACACAGAAGGCCAAUUUUGUUUUUCUUUUUCCUUUCAUUUUUUUUCUUCUUAAAAACACUGUACACAAUUAGGUAAAGUCGUAGCCGUGCAUUCAUUGGAAGUUGUAGCAGCUGGCUCAAGUUGAUACAACCGUGUAAGAACUCUCCCCGAGCACUGUACCCUGUUGUACCAUAGAGAUUGACACAAAAACGAGAAUGGUUGUCCUCCUGUAAAAGAAAAUAUAAAGACAAGCCCACUCUUUUCUCGGUUC
Molecule: messenger RNA, 2338 nt
Organism: Phragmites australis (common reed)
Lineage: Eukaryota; Viridiplantae; Streptophyta; Magnoliopsida; Poales; Poaceae
Product: protein REDUCED WALL ACETYLATION 3-like
Exons: 16
Coding region: 292-1914 (540 amino acids)
Biological process (GO): xyloglucan metabolic process; plant-type secondary cell wall biogenesis; xylan biosynthetic process
Cellular component (GO): Golgi apparatus
Molecular function (GO): acetyltransferase activity
Source: RefSeq, a predicted model, not a curated record